UCUCCCAAUCUAAUUUUCCGGACCUCUCAUCUUCGGAUAUCUUUUGAAAAUGAGUGAUGAACCGGAAAUGAAAAUCGAACCUACCAGAGCCGCGGCUCUAAUCUCACAGCUUGCUGGCGUCAGUGAGCGGGCUGCCGCCGCUGCCAAGGGCAGAAAUGUCCGCCUUGUCGCGGUUUCCAAGUUGAAGCCGGCAAAUGAUAUCUUGGCUUUGAGUCAGCCUCCGACGUCGCAUUUGCACUUUGGCGAGAACUAUGCCCAGGAGCUGAGCCAGAAGGCGGAGUUGCUGCCGAAGAGUAUCCAGUGGCACUUUAUCGGAGGGCUUCAGUCUGGCCACUGCAAAUCCCUCGCCAAAAUUCCCAACCUCUUCUGUGUCUCCAGCGUUGACACCCCCAAAAAAGCCCAACUCCUCGACGAGUACCGGGGCAAACUCCUAUCCACCUCCCCCGACGUCCCUAAACUCAACAUCCACGUACAAGUCAACACAUCCGGCGAGGAAUCUAAAUCCGGCUGUUCCCCCGGCGCGGAAACCGUAUCCCUCUGCCGCAUCAUCGAGCAGGCGCCCAAUCUGCACCUUUUAGGUUUGAUGACCAUCGGCGCCAUUGCACGGAGCGUGGCUACAACCCCCGAGAACGAGAAUGAGGAUUUUGUGUGUUUGAGGGAGCAGCGGGAUUUGGUGGUUAAAGAGUUGAGGUUGGAUGGGAGGGAACUGGAGUUGAGCAUGGGGAUGAGUGAAGAUUUUGAGGGGGCGAUUGCGUUGGGAAGUGGGGAGGUUAGGGUUGGAAGUACGAUUUUUGGAGUUAGGGGGCCGAAGAGUGAAGCCAAGAUUACGGUUUAGACUAGGGAGCGAAACAAGUAUUACUUAUGUGCAUGCUGCUCUACACGGGUCGUGGUGGGUAUGUUGAGAGUGAAGGAUACCGGGAUCAGUUGAGGACAGUUGAAUUUCCAAGAUAAGACCGAGCCAGGCGUCGUCAAAGUCUCAUGGGCCAGCUUACUUUGUAGGAGACGUGCAACCCAACGUGAGUUUGGUGCGAUGAGUGGCUUUGCACCUGUAACACAUUUAGGAGGGACGACCAAUAUGCCGGUUUCAUUACAAGGCUGCCAUAGACACGCUGGGGUGGCACAACUCAUACAUACUCAGAGAACAAAACGGGAUAAAGAAAGGACGUAUAUACGGUAUACAUCAUCAUAGACGGGCAAGUACG
This is a messenger RNA of Pseudomassariella vexata, 1202 nucleotides long. RefSeq lists its product as uncharacterized. Gene Ontology annotation, cellular component: intracellular anatomical structure. The transcript has 3 exons. The coding region runs from base 50 to 835 and encodes 261 amino acids. The record is from RefSeq and is a predicted model, not a curated record. NCBI's taxonomy places the organism in Eukaryota, Fungi, Ascomycota, Sordariomycetes, Amphisphaeriales, Pseudomassariaceae. Gene Ontology annotation, molecular function: pyridoxal phosphate binding.